Molecule: messenger RNA, 3610 nt
Organism: Ruditapes philippinarum (Manila clam)
Lineage: Eukaryota; Metazoa; Mollusca; Bivalvia; Venerida; Veneridae
Product: homeobox protein php-3-like
Exons: 3
Coding region: 330-1154 (274 amino acids)
Biological process (GO): regulation of transcription by RNA polymerase II
Cellular component (GO): nucleus
Molecular function (GO): RNA polymerase II cis-regulatory region sequence-specific DNA binding; DNA-binding transcription factor activity, RNA polymerase II-specific
Source: RefSeq, a predicted model, not a curated record
UCAAUGUAAUAGUAAAGAUGUAUUUAAUACGAUAGGAAUAAGAAACGAGCGUUCCGUUUAUUGAAUUUCGAACGUUUAAUUGACUCUCGUGUGGAAAAAUCGGUUAUUAAACAAACUUCAAAGACAUUGGAUAAGCACUCAUAUUUUGACGUGUGAUACCGUAUAGCGGUGUUGGUUAGUUCCAAUACUUUAAGGGGCUUCAAUACUUCACCAACAACAGUUCUGAUUGCGCCCAAGUUGUGUAAAGAUGUCUAAAAGUUAAGGCAAUGAUACCAGAUAGAUCACAGUAUUCCCAAAAUAUCGGAUUGUUCAAGUGGUUAUGGUAAAUUAUGGAAAGCCCUGCUAACAACAUUCUAGCUGCCCACUCCGGACUGUCUUUGUAUCCUAAUCCAAUAAGUACCUCCGUCCCAGGUCUACUGAGUUCGAGCCCAACACAAGAGUCUUCGUCUUCGCGGUUGUCAGGGAACAACUCGUGGGGAAGUUACACCGGUGACAGCGGCAUUGUGGCACAUAACUCGUGUUCAAUGGCAUCGUACGGUAAUCUGCCCUUAGGGGCUAGUUUUUCAAUGAACAGCAAAGCUGCCGCUUAUAAUUCAGCCUUUGGAAGCAGUUCGGACUAUUUGAAUUGUAGACAAAUGGUGAACCAUAUGUCCCCUUUGAACGCUAUGCCAAUGCGCAAUUAUCCCUCUAUAUAUGGUGACAUGUACCAAGGACAUACAGCCGGCUACACAAACAGUGGAUUUUAUCCCGACAUGACCGCCGGAAUCCCACCCUUCCCCGGCAGAGAAUUAGAAUGUCGGCAACCGCCGUCAGAUUCAUCGGAAGGAGAAACAAAAGGCAGAAAGAAAAGAAAGCCGUACACACGUUACCAAACUAUGGUUCUGGAGAACGAAUUUUUGAACAGCUCUUGUAUUACGAGACAAAAACGAUGGGAAAUAUCAUGUAAAUUACAGCUCACUGAGCGUCAAGUAAAAGUCUGGUUUCAAAACAGGCGAAUGAAAAGAAAGAAAUUAAAUGAAAGAGCAAAAAAUAGACUCAGAGAAGAAACUGAUAUAAAAGAUGUUCCCCAAUUACCACAAGCACAUAGCCAGCACCCGCAGCAUUCAUUGGCUGCCCAUUCUCAUUCGCUUGCGCAACAGCACCUACAAGCCUGACGCUAGGCUAUUUAUAGAUUGUGAGGGGGUUAUCUCAAAACAUUAGAUAUUGUCUGAGAAACGACUUGGCCGCUCGACCGAGUCAAAGUGCUAAAAGUGAUGAAGAAAUCUUAAAUAAGAUUAAGGUGCUUGAAUAAACACUCGAAAUGUUUAUAGAAAAGUUUCAGAAAAAAAAGGUAUCUAACCUAGGCGUCUGAAAAAAUAUGGCUAUGCCAGUAGCUCCGAUCUCUUGCCGGUAUGGAAGGUUUUUUGCUCAGAAUAUUAAGAGCAUAAUGUCCCAUUUAGGUUGGUUGUUGACCGACCUGAACUUAUAUACAUUAUUAUACGUUGUGAUUUAAGAUUCCAUGAGUUAUUUAAUAUUAUGUACAUAAUAUGUGUAUAAUUAUUGUGCACUUGUGUAGAAGUAUUUAAAAUAAAGUGAGAGUUUAAGUGCUAUUGUGUUGUGUUGGGGACGUCAAAUCAAGGACUACUUUCUUUGACGGACUAUUUUUUGCGUCAUUCAUUGAAUUGCCAGUGCCAUUCGACCUAAAGUAAUUGUGGUUUAUGUGAUAUUUCCCUUAGUUGUAUUGAAUCUUAAUUACCUGAGUUGUUUGUAACUAAGUUCUUUAGAGCCACGGGUUGGUAACGGCGUGCAUCCGGGUGACUUAAAAACUUUCUGGAACGCUCACGUGAAAAAAGAUGACAACAAGAAAACUGCGAUUUGAGAAGCCACAACAACAACAAAAGCUACGACAGAGCAACAAAAAUACACGUGAGAAAAAUAUAGUUAUUGGGCCAUUGAAAAAUGCCAUUCUUGGUUAGAUGCAAACAUAUCUUCAAAAACGUUCCAGUAAGCGCCAGGCGUGCGAAAAGAAAGCAUACGAAAAAAGCAGACGAUAAAUAUCGGAGCAAAGUGAUUCAUUGUUUACACGCUAAAAUCAGGAAGUGAGUAUUGACCAUCGUAUAGGACAAAAGUUCCCCACUGUUGACAACAGCUUGUAAGAACAAUCCUCGAGAUAAACUAUAUAAAAAGUAUUUAUAUACUUAAACUGUACUUUAAUCUAUACAGAUUAAGAUAAAGAAAAACUUCUGUUGCCGAAGAUUUUAAAAAGGACAAAUGCAGAAAUAAUAUUUUUGUUUCUUGAUCAAUUUGAUAUUGCCUAAACAAUUGUCAUUAUCAUUUCCAUUUUAUAAUUUUAAUGUUAAUUAAAAACCAAAAAAAGAUAGAAUAAAUAUCAUUUUUAAAUACGUUUAAUUCCAGACGGACUAAGCCUAUACAUUUCUGCGUAAUUUUAGAUGAAUUUUUUUCCUUAAAUUGUAAUAAAAAGAAUAUGUCAGGUAAUUCUGUUGGUACCCACGGAAAACUAUAAUAUAAGUUCUGAUUCAUUGAUAUUUGUGGAUUGUUGUUAAAAAAUCUUUGUAAAGAUGAAUGUACAUAUUGUUAUCAAUGUUAAAGUGUGCACUGCAAUAUUAAAUGUUAUGUGAAAUAUAAAUUACAAAUAAUUAGGAAUGUAUGGUAACUCUGUAUGUAAUACAUGUCCGCCAUGCAUAAUCUGUAGAAAAAAUGCUUUUUUUUUCUAAAAUGCUGUGUUGAAAUUAAAGUUAUUAAAUUAUAUAUGUACAACAUCAGUGCUUUUAAUGUGGAUUUGUUAACGAAAUAGUUUCAUUAUUCAAACGGAAUAUCUCUUAUAAAUAGACAGACAAAUUAUUUCAAUAAGAUAAGGCUUAUAAGCACAGGAUGACAUAAUUAUAGCAUAUUUACAUAUUUGAAUAAUAACUAAACAAAGAAAAUCACUUAAUAUAAUAAUUAAUUGUUUUUCAAUUUCUUCUUUUUAAUUUUAAGUACCAGAAUGAAUGGUUCCAUGUAAACUUGCGCUAAAUUGAAAAAUGUAAUACGAUUUCAAGACUAUAUAUACGAUUUAUAUAUUUUCUAAACAUGAAAGUGAAAUACCCCGCUGGAUAUGAUGUGAUAUUUCGUAUAAACCAUGACUUUAAAAGUACUGACUUACCCCCAUGUUUAAAGUAACGGCAAAGCUUUAAAAAAAUAAAGAAAAAUAAAAAGAAUUACAAAUAUCUUUACAUAAGUAACAUUGAUUUAAAUGUUUCUGUGAAGAAAAUAAAUAUACAAUGCUUAAAUGUUUCACUGCAAUGGAAUACUUUAAAGUUUAAAAUUUUCUCAUACAAUUUUUUAUUCUAUUUUUCAAAUCAUUUUUUUUGUACAGCCGAGAAAUAUGUCAGUGACACUUUAAUGGAAACAUAUUAUAUUUAAGCUUUUUAGUAUUAUUAUCAUCGUCAUCCGAAAUCAGUAAUGUUGAAGCUAAAUAGAGCUUUGCCGCUACCUUAAAUAUAUUUGAAUGUUACCUCAAAAUAUGUAUUAUUUGUGACAUGGCAUUUUUGUAUUGUUUGAAUGUUUAUUAAUAGAAUAAUCAUAUGACAUCAUUGUUCUGAAUUCUAAAAAUAGAUUUACAAACACUUAA